Messenger RNA from Ilex paraguariensis (yerba mate), 3706 nucleotides. Lineage: Eukaryota; Viridiplantae; Streptophyta; Magnoliopsida; Aquifoliales; Aquifoliaceae. The record is from the annotation of a GenBank genome assembly.
GCUUUCAGUUUGGCCUUUUGCUUUCAACAGGGGAUGUAUCCAACUGAAUAUAAUCAGCAAUCUUCAUUGCAACCUUCCGCUGGACCUGAAAACAAGUAGAUUGCAAGUUUACCUGAGUCUAACAUUGGGUCAAUCUGAUAUGCGGCUUGAAUUAUAACACCUUAACCACAAAUGGAAGAUCAUUUAGGGACUAAGAAAAACGCAAGGGAUCGGCAAAGUACAUCAAGCGUGAGUAGUCCCUCCUCACCUAAAUCAAGACAAAGUACGAAGUUGCGAGACAGGUUGAGACUUGAUAAGCAUGACUGGUCUUACGCUGAUCUCCAUCCUGUGGUCACAAAAAUUGUAGACAGUAUUCCCUCGUCAUCUUCCGGGUUUGACAAAAAAAAUCAAAUUUCAAAGAAUGUAAAUGAGAAUGACGAGCUUGUGAAAUACAUGUCGAAUUUGCCAAGUUAUCUGGAGAGAGGAAACAUCCAGGAGAAAGCUUUCAAUGUUGGGGUCCUUGACUGGCGCCGUUUAGAGAAGUGGCAGCAUAACCAGAAACAGGCUCCCAACAGAAGUAGGAGGUGUUCACUAUCCAGCAAUAAUAGCUCCUCAAUUUUCUCCACAGAAGGAUCGUCUUCACAUUCUAGCCGGGGUCUCAGCUGCUCUCCUUCUCGUCAAGGGAUGCACCAGACAACACUCCAAUCACAUAUGAAUGCAUCUCCCACUGACGGCUGUCCUGAAGGUGUCAAACCCUUGGUGGGAAGUGUGGAAAUGUUUCCAGGUCUCGAUGCUGCUUCACGUAACCACCUGAAGGGGCAGAAAAGUGUCCUCAGAACAUGUCAGUCUGCUAACAAAAACCCUUCUGGUAACGGGCUUAAAGAAUGCAAGAGUAAAGACUCAGACCCACGGAGCAUUCCCCAGACACAAGAAUUCCAGAAUUUUAAUUAUUAUGGGGUGGCUUCAAGUUCAAAAGGAAAGAUGAAAAUUCCAGAUGGAGAUUCUAAGGGGCUAGAGAAGUUGCAAGUACAGGGUCAUAAUGUUGAUGAUCAUGAUUGGCCUGAACAGCACAAGACAGUAGUCCUCCUUUUGCCGAGAGAUGGCCCUCAAAAUAAGUGUUCUGCAAUAUCCAUCCCUUCUGAUUCAACGGAGAAUAAUGGUCGGAGAUCAAUGGAAAUAAGCAGGAGGAGCUUUUCAGAUGGAUCUAUUUUGAACAAGGACUCCCAUACAGAGCUCUAUUCCGAUAUCCCACACUCAUGCCACCUCCCUUGUGAAGUGGACAGCAUUAGGCACUCACAGAUAGAACCACCCACCUUCAUAAGUUUGAAGAGUAACAAGUUGUCUUUGGAACCAUCUCAACCUUCUAUGUGUUCUGCAAAAUUUUGCGUCAGUCCAUCCAGAGGGAAGGCCCUGGAAGGGAAGUUUCCUGUUAUGCCUAUAAAUUCAACAGUAACCAAGUCUUCUGAGGGACUAGAACCGAAAAGGGGCACUGUAACACCUGUUCGAGUCAGAAACCCUUCCCCAACUCAUCGAUUUAACAUUGGCAUGGGUAGGAUUGGCGGAAGUUCCAGCUCAGGAGACAGUUCUGCUAUCCCACAAUUGAGCUCCAAACAUGUUGCUACUAAAUCUGGUUCACAAAGAGAUGAGGCUUCUGCUUGUUUAGUUGACAAAAAUUGUGACAAAUCAAAUGCUACUAGUAGAGGCCAGUCUAGUCCUCUGAGAAGGUUGCUGGAGCCAUUUAAAUCUGGUUCAAGAAGGGAGGAAGCUUCUACUUGCUCGAGUGACAAAACUAAUGAUAAAUCAAAUGCCAGUAGUAGAGGCCAGUCCAGUCCUCUGAGAAGGUUGCUGGAGCCAUUUAAAUCUGCUUCAGAAAGAGAUGAAGCUUCUGCUUGCUUAAAUGAAAAAACUUGUGAUAAUGCAAAUGCUACUAGUAGGGGCCAGUCCAGUCCCCUGAGAAGGUUGCUGGACCCAUUGCUGAAGCUGAAGGCAGCUAACCAGCAUCAGUCUGCCGGGCCAUCACAGAAUGAUUCAGCGUUAACAGAGGGAACCUGCAAAUCAUCUGAUGGACGGAGCCCAUCUUCCACUGUCCAUGCAAUCAAAACGAAAUUAGAUUUGAGGAGUUGUAGGUCAAUUGAAAUUGAUGAGCUACAGAACAAUGAGAUACAUGGAUCACCAACAGUGCAAGCUCUUUUACAAGUCGCUGUAAAGAAUGGUCUUCCACUUUUUACUUUUGCAGUUGACAACAACACUGACAUUCUAGCAGCCACAAUGAGGAAGCUAACUUCUUCAAGGAAGAAUGACAAUAGCUGGAUUUAUACAUUCUUCACCAUUCGUGAAAUGAAGAAAAAGAAUGGGAGGUGGUUAAAUCAGGCAGCGAAAGGCAAAGGGCAUGGCUACGUCCCUAAUGUUGUUGCACAAAUGAAAGCUUCUGAUCCUCCAUUCUCAGAUGCGAUGAGACAAAAAUGUGGGGAUCAAUUUAGUGUUAGGGAGUUUGUUUUGUUUUCUGUGGACCUAAAACAGACUGAUCAGCAAAUAUCUGACCUCCAGCCAAAUGAUGAGCUUGCGGCCAUCAUUAUCAAAUUUCCGAGAAAGACUACUGAAGAUUUGAUUAGCAGUGGGCAACAGUGCAAGCCCUUCAAUAAUCAAACAGUGACUGGUCUGAGAGAGUCAUUGCCAGAUGUCAGAGGUGACCCCAAUUCCUACGAUGAGGAAGAAAAGGAAAAGGAGCCUUCUGUUGAAAGUCAAGACCUAGUUAGCACAACAGUUAUACUUCCCGGUGGUGAUCAUGGAGUUCCCAGUAAAGGAGAACCUUCACCACUAAUUGAACGAUGGAAAUCUGGUGGGUCAUGCGACUGUGGAGGUUGGGAUUUGGGUUGUCGACUAAGAGUUCUUGUCAAUCAGACUCAAUUUAGUACGAAAUCCAGUCCAACAAAAGAUCAUCUGAAUGCUGAGCGAUUUGAGCUUUUUUCUCAGCAGGAAGAAGUCCUAGAUAAUAUGUCUGUCUUCAGUUUGUCCACAUUCAAAGAUGGGAUCUUUUCGGUUGAAUUCAACUCAUCAGUCUCGCUUCUUCAAGCAUUCUCGAUUUGUAUUGCAGUUUUAAACAGUAGGAAACCAUCUGAGCUUUCAGUAUUGAGAAACUUGUUUGAAGAGAAGUAUUCUGAAGAAACCACUUUAGCAGAAAAUGAUGGAAUAACAGCUUCUGAGAGAGGAGUCCAAAUGGAGAUUCCUGCAAACUGCGCCUCUUAUCCACCCCUUUUCCCGGUUGGAAGGGUCUAGUUUUCAGAAAAGGUUCCAUGAUUGUACAGUUCCCACAUCGCGAUUUGGGUAAAGCAGCUUGCGAAUCCUGCAAUAAAGUUUUUGUUCUUGAGACAAUCAUCGUCAUCCAUGGAAAGGAACUGCCACAGGGAGCAUGACCUCGAAAGCUGGGGCUUGCUACAUGAGCAGAGGAAAGAUACCUGGGAAAUUGUAAUUUUGCAUUAUUCGUGUGUAAAAAAGAAGCAAUUCAAGCCAGCUUGAAAAUAAACUAUCUUCAUUAUAUGAGUCUGCAUUUCCUGAGAUUGGAUGGUGUUUUGCAAUCCUAUAAUUCUUAAAGCUUGAGGGUAGUGGUUGGCCUAAGGCCAUCACCUCCGCUGUUGGACUUUAAGCUUGUGGGCUUAAACUUGGACGUCCUCCUUCCUCCCAUGUAACCUUGAAAAUAUAUAUAUGCACACACACACACACGAUGCUU